Aspergillus pseudotamarii is the source of this 3074-nucleotide messenger RNA. RefSeq names its product translation initiation factor eIF2B catalytic subunit epsilon. The transcript is spliced from 6 exons. Lineage: Eukaryota; Fungi; Ascomycota; Eurotiomycetes; Eurotiales; Aspergillaceae. Gene Ontology annotation, molecular function: translation initiation factor binding; translation initiation factor activity; guanyl-nucleotide exchange factor activity. The record is from RefSeq and is a predicted model, not a curated record. Gene Ontology annotation, cellular component: eukaryotic translation initiation factor 2B complex. Gene Ontology annotation, biological process: biosynthetic process. Bases 667 to 2781 code for a protein of 704 amino acids.
GAUCAGUCAUCCCGCAAUAUAUCCUCCACUCAGAAGCCCUUGCUACAACUGCGCACACGUACAUAAGUGGGUAUGCUGCGUACUACUACCCCAGCCCCAGACGGACCGGGUAAUCCACAGGAGCUUGGGAGCUUCCGAUUGCCCUUCGGUUCGGGGGAAAGAUACCAUCUGAUCGAAACUCCUAUUUAAUUUGACUUACUCAGGACAAUAAAGAGGCAUAUUAAGGUUCUAGACCGUUGGUUCCUGAACAAGGGAUAUUACAAGAAGUCCAGGAGGGCCUGGGCCUCGAAAGGUGUUCUGGACUCUUUGGGGCUGAAGCUGUCCUCCAGGUUGUGUGUGGCUAAUGUUACCCGUCACGUGUAUCACGUGAUAUGAACAGAAACUUGGGCAGCAAACCUCGCAAACAGAACAAACAUGCAAAAAAAAAGGACCGGGAGUGGGAUGAAUCACUCAAUAUGGCUUGGCGGAGUUUUUGCGUCGAGGGGAACCGGAAAUAAUUCCUUUAGGUUGUGCAAGCGGAUUCAUUGUUGAUUUUCGGUUUCUUUGUGGGCCCAUUUAUUGCCUGGGCUUCUUAACCACAAUCCAUCCACUCUUGCUAGACUUUUUGCAGGAAUAUCUGGCCUUCCAGUGAGGUGGGGGAAAUCAGUUACUCAGUGAGUCGCAGAGAUGGGUCCGAAACAGAAAGGCGGUGGCUCCAAACAGAGGGGAAAUGCUGCGGAGGAAGUAGAGGAGACGUUGCAGGCUGUUGUUCUUGCCGACACCUUCGAGACGAGAUUUGAGCCGUUCACUCUCGACAAGCCUCGGUGUCUUUUACCGCUAGCGAAUACCCCUUUGAUUGAGUAUACAUUGGAGUUCCUUGCGAAUGCCGGUGUCGAAGAUGUGUUCCUAUACGGCGGAGCACACUCGGAUCAGUUGGAGAAGUAUAUUAAUGCGUCAAAAUGGAGAUCGCCAUCAUCGCCGUUCAAGCAAUUGGCUUUCCUCAAGUCCACUUCUACCUCCGUCGGCGACGUCAUGCGCGAUCUGGAUGGAAAACAUCUUAUUACCGGAGAUUUCAUCGUUGUGAGCGGAGAUGUCAUCAGCAACCUGCCUAUUGAAGGUGCUUUGACCCAACAUCGGGCUCGUCGUGCAGCAAACAAGGAUGCCAUUAUGACCAUGGUCUUGCGGGAGGCCGGCAGAAAUCAUAGAACCAAGUCUUCGUCUUCUUCGCCCGUCUUCAUCAUUGAUCCUACGAAGGAUCGCUGUCUACAUUACGAGGAGAUUGAUCACCAUUCGCGGGAGACGACCCGUCUCAAUAUCGACUCGGAGAUCAUUCUUGAGAACGCAGAGCUAGAUAUCCGCCAGGAUCUGAUCGACUGCAGCAUCGAUAUUUGCACACCUGACGUGCUGAGUCUUUGGUCCGACAGUUUCGAUUAUCAAACACCUCGGACGCAAUUCUUGUAUGGUGUGCUGAAAGAUUACGAGCUGAAUGGAAAGACGAUCCACACACAUAUCGUCAAGGAUCACUAUGCGGCUAGAGUGAGGAACUUGAAGGCGUACGAUGCCGUUACCAAGGAUGUCAUUUCAAGGUGGGCGUACCCUCUGUGCCCUGACACAAACCUGCUACCGGGCCACAACUACGAACUUCGGAAAGGAAACCUAUACCAGGAGCAGGGUGUGACCUUGGCUCGUUCAUGUGUUAUUGGCCGGCGGACGGUUAUUGGACAAGGCACAAGCAUCGGAGACAAGACGACAGUCAAGGAUACGGUUCUGGGAAGGAACUGCAAGAUUGGUAAAAAUGUCACUUUAGACGGUGCCUACAUUUGGGAUGGUGCUGUGAUUGGCGACGGUACAACUGUACGCCACGCUAUUGUUGCAGAUAACGUCCAAGUUGGUAGCAAGUGCACCGUCGAGCCUGGGGCUCUCCUCUCAUUUGGAGUGAAGAUCGCAGACGGAAUGACCGUCAGCGAAGGCAAGCGCAUUACCAACGCCCCUAGGGAGGAAGACGGGGGUGUGCCGGAAAGUGAACCGGAAGUCGUCGGUGAAGGCGGCAAGGGUUAUGAAUACGUCCCCUACGAAGAUGAGGAUGACUCGGAUACCGAGAGCAAUGCCUCGUCAGGACUGGUUUACAAUAUGGCGCAACUUUCGCUCUCCACAGAUUCCAUCUCGACUCUUUCAUCUGAGGUCUCAGACUACGGCCACUCUCGUUCAGGAAGCUUUAGCAGCUCAGGCGGUGACGAUGACGAAGAACAUUUCGUUCAUGACGCCGCAACCAGUGUCUAUGACAGCUUGCGCGAUGGCGUCACAUCAGAUGUGGUGCAGCUGGAACUGGUCAGUCUACGUAUGACAGCCAACGCGUCUGAUCACCAAGUUCGACGCGCCGUGGUGUCGGCUUUCAUGAAGCGUACUCAGCAAUUGAUGGAAGGUGGAAAGGGAGCAGGCGACAUCGUUAGGGAGCUCUUUGGCAAGUAUCGUGAGAUUAUCGAACGGUCCCUGUUCGACCGCGACCGCGAUGCGAAGCCUGAUCAAGUCGACCUACUACUUUUGUUUCAACAAGAUCUCGUUCACCGCAACCGUGGCGAUACCGUCCUCUUGUUUGUUGCUAAGGAAUUAUAUGACCUAGAGAUCCUAGAAGAGGAGGCAUACGAGCAGUGGUGGGAUGAUGAGAGGUCCUCGAGUACUGACGAGAUGAAACAAGUGCGCAGCCAGACCCAACAAUUCGUGGACUGGCUGGCAAACGCUGAAGAAGAGGAAAGUAGCGAGGAAGAGGAUGACGACGACGAAGAGGAGAGCGAUGAUGAGUGAUCUGAUAUAGAAUUGGAACGUGUUAUGAAACGCGGAUAAACAAAAAAUGAACCGUUAUGAGUGAAAAUACAAUGCAUUGCGAGAUAUCAGAAUACUUAAGCAUAGCACUAGUAGUAUUAUAACUCAACCACUGGAAGAGGAACAACAUGACUGGUUUGUCUGCCUGGUGGCUGCCUAAGGCUGUUGUUUUCAGUCAUUUGCUCAGGUCAUUAGGUUGAGUCACGUUUGGUUAGGGCUCCAUCAUAGUUCUACAUAGUAUAACAGAAAUGACCAAGAGAUCUUUGACGGAGAGA